AUGGCUUCUUCUUACACACUUUUGCUCUUCGUUUGCCUCUCCAUCUUUUUCAUUGCUUCCACUGAGAUGAUGAUGGUGGAAGGAAGAGUUUGCGAGAGGCGAAGCAAGACAUGGACAGGGUUUUGUGGCAACACUCGCGGCUGUGACAGUCAGUGUAAGAGAUGGGAACGUGCUUCACACGGGGCUUGUCACGCUCAGUUCCCUGGUUUCGCAUGUUUCUGCUACUUCAAUUGCUGAAGCAAGCAAAGACUUCUCAUAAGUACAAAACCAAAACCUUUAGCUUGGGCACUAAUAAAAAGAUCUUGUGUUUGGGAGUUACCACUAUGUAUGUCUAGAGUUUCUUGUGAUCAAAACCAAAAUCUGUCUAUAAUAAGACUGUUUCGCAGUCUUAUCAACUUGAGCAGGA
Molecule: messenger RNA, 406 nt
Organism: Eutrema salsugineum
Lineage: Eukaryota; Viridiplantae; Streptophyta; Magnoliopsida; Brassicales; Brassicaceae
Product: defensin-like protein 19
Exons: 2
Coding region: 1-237 (78 amino acids)
Biological process (GO): defense response
Source: RefSeq, a predicted model, not a curated record